Messenger RNA from Magallana angulata, 5542 nucleotides. RefSeq lists its product as uncharacterized. Lineage: Eukaryota; Metazoa; Mollusca; Bivalvia; Ostreida; Ostreidae. Bases 374 to 3631 code for a protein of 1085 amino acids. The record is from RefSeq and is a predicted model, not a curated record. The transcript is spliced from 12 exons. Gene Ontology annotation, molecular function: K63-linked polyubiquitin modification-dependent protein binding; DNA binding; zinc ion binding. Gene Ontology annotation, biological process: protein K63-linked deubiquitination; protein K11-linked deubiquitination; protein deubiquitination involved in ubiquitin-dependent protein catabolic process. Gene Ontology annotation, cellular component: cytoplasm; nucleus.
GUAAUUUGUUUUUUUUUUCUACUGAAGUGUCAUUUAACAUCUACGAAUUUAAUGAGUGCAUAACUCCAGUUUUUACGAGUAAGCAAUGGAAAUUAAGACGUAAAAUCCUUCUGUGGUCACCAAGGCUUCGUUAUCGACUCAACCGCUGCCUUUUUAGCGGUAAGUUUGUGCAGAGCCAACUUAUUUUAAACAUCAAAAGAUUCGGUGGAUGAUGGAUGUUGACUGUUCGUCACCAUCACCGUGACUCAGACUCUAAACAGUAAACAGCACCAUGUUGGGUUCAGAUCUCAGUACUCCCCACGAAUCCUUCACGAAUAAUGUGUUCACUGAGAUGUACUUGCUGUCACUGAGAUGACUGUGAGAUGGUAGUGAGAUGGAGAAGCAGAACGCACUCCGAAGCUUCAUUGACAACACUGGUUUGGAGCCAGAUCUCGCUGCCCAAAUUCUCUCAGAAGUGAACUGGGAUGUGGGGAGGGGGAUUCAGAGGUUCCAGGAUCAUGUUCGGACGGGGAGAAUCAAGUCUGUCUACCCCCCACCCCAGGUGUCAGCGGGCUGGGCUGGCCCCGCCCACAGACCUCUAGGAGAGGGACCACCAGGAUACUCUAGGUUACCAGGUAACCCCCUGUGCCCCCAGUGGUCUGACCCCUAUGGUGAGGUCAGAAAUCCCCCAGUGGAACGGAUCAUCCCAAUAGAGAGAGUCCCCAACAAAGGACACGGUGUGAUGACCCCUAUCAACUCCAGUCAGCCUGUUGCCCCUCAUCACUCAAGCCUCACUCACAGGUUCUCCUCAACCCCUCCUGUGGUGGCUCCUAAACCAGUGGUCCACACACAUGCUUCUUGCCCUCCCCCAAUCAGUGCUAAGCCCCCUGGACCCAAUCUUCAAGACCCUUACCCCAAUCUCUCAGGUUCUAAGCAACUAGUGAACAUGGGGCCAACGGUGACCUUCAACCCGCAGCUUGCCAGCAAAUCCACCACCCAGACACAAGUUGGAUCUAAGUCAGUCACUCGACCGCAAGUCAAUUCUAAGUCAGUCACCCAGACUCAAGCUGGAUCCAAGUCAGUCACUCAACCUCAAGUCAACUCAAAGUCGGUCACUCAGCAGACUGUUGGCAGUAAGUCGACGAGCUCUCAGCCUCAAGCUGGCACAAAGUCCUAUGCUCCUGUAGAUACAAAGCCCAGUGUAAUUUCUGGAAGUGCCAGGGAACCAGCCAAAGCUACCAGUACAACCACGCCAGUCACUUCUACAAACAUAUCAUCGGGUCCGACUGCACUGCCGCACACCUCACAGGGAACUAGAUCCACUCCCACUAUUAGUCAAAGUUCUCCUGCUGUUAAUGAAUCUAUCAAGAAGUCCUCAUCAGAGGAGAGUAAGGCUGUAACCCCAUCCCCGGCAGCUUCCCCCCACGUUCUGAAGCGUGGCUUCUCUAAGAUUAUGGAGAACGAGUCAUUGGUGGACAUGGCCAGGAAGGGUCUGCUAGAGGACAUUACUGAGUCCAGCCACGACCACAUGUUUGUCCAGACCUUCAUCCUCCCAGACCUAACCGUAUUCUCAUCCGAUUACCGGGCCUUUCUGGAGAAGGACCUGAUAGAAACGUCCACAUUGGUGUCACUGGAACAAGCAGGGCGUCUUAAUUGGUGGGCAGAGAUGGGAAUUUGCCAGAGACUGCUUCCCAUGGCAACCACUGGGGAUGGAAACUGUUUGCUGCAUGCGGCCUCUCUUGCUAUGUGGGGGAUCCAUGACCGCCAGCUGAUGUUGCGGCGAGAGCUCUACGAGACUCUAACCAAGAAGUCGUACCGGCAGGCUCUGUACAGAAGGUGGCGCUGGCAGCAAGCUGCACAAAACAAACAGGCGGAUCUGAUUUUCUCGGAGGAUGAGUGGCAGACGGAGUGGAACAGUGUACUGAAGCUGGCGUCGACAGAACCUCGGAUAAUGCCGGGAAUCCGCCGCAACAGCAGCUGUUGUGACAGCCUUAUCACAAAUUCUAGCGAUGAGAAUGGCCCUGUGAUCUACGAGAGCUUGGAGGAGUUCCACGUCUUCGUUCUGUCCCACAUCCUUCAGCGGGUCAUUAUCGUUGUCGCAGACACCGUACUAAAGGACUCCAUGGGUGAGGCACUGGCCCCCAUUCCAUUCGGAGGGAUUUAUCUGCCCCUGGAAUGUGAUCCUAAGUCUUGCUACCAGUCGCCACUUCUUCUAACCUACGAUGCAGCACAUUUCUCAGCAUUAGUUCCCAUGGAAACAGAUGAAAAAGAUUGUCUUCCAACUGCCAUCCCAUUGGUGGAUCCUGCUCUCAAAUUACUUCCUGUGCAUUUCCUCGUUGACCCCGGACCGACCUUCAACUGGGACACAAACACCAAUACAGCUGGUCCACAAGCAAAGACUGUGUACAGUGAGGAGGACAAAAUCAACCUGCUGAACUCAUACCUACAGACCGAGCGUCUCCCUGCCACUCACCUGGACUACGACAGUGACUGUGAUUGGAGGAGUGGGGGGUCCACAGAGUCGGACGACAACACCAAGAAGAGAGACAAGCAGGGCACACAGCAGCAGGGCGGCAAUGUCACCAAGCAGUUCGGGAGUCUUGGAAAGAGCAUCAACAAGAAACUCAAGAAGAACUUUGGCAGUGUGGGCAAGGCCUUGAAGAACAUGGGACCAGAGAGCAAAUUGAGCAAGAAAGGGUCGGUGGGCAGUGGCCUGACUCAGAGUACACGAGUACCCAUGACCAUAGCAGCCUUCGCUGAACAAGAGCAGUCUCUGGUUCUGUGUGCCAAAGUGUCAACCAAGCAAACGGAGAUGCAUAAAGAGAUGAUAAAAAAUUACAUGCUGGACGCGCGUCAUCGGUUUCAGCAGGACCGACAAAAGAGACAGGCACGGGGGGAGGAGAUACGGCGCCGGUCCAUGGAGAUGGAUAGAAACAACGAAUGUAUCAAUCCAGGCUGUAAGAUGUUUGGUCAUCCAGAGACCCACUAUAUGUGUUCUAAGUGCUUUAAUGAUCACAAACAAGAGGCUGUGUUACAGGAAAAAUACAAGACUGGGAAACAGUCGUCUAAAGACACUGUAGAGAGUUAUGGGAAAUCAAAGUUCUAUAUACCAACAGACGAGGAGGAAAUUACAGCGCACAACAAUAAAACAGUUACCUCAAACAUCAAACCCGUCCAUUUUGCUCCUCAGAAGGUCAAUCUACCGCCCGAGAGACCCCAGCCUGAGGUUCAGAUGCGGCCCCAGUCUUUUUCUCAUAGUGUGGCUACCAAACCAGGCACUGCAGCCCAGAUCAGGGAAACUCGCGCUCUCUCAAACCCAGUCAGGGCCCGGACGCCUUCCCCAGAUUAUGACAAUGUGGACUAUUCCUUUCGUUUGAAGGAAAUUCCAGUUUCUGUAGGGAAACCAAGCAUUGGCCCUCCCCAGCAGACGGGGCGCCCUGUGUCUGAUUUUGUGCCCCCUACCACUUCCCCCCAGACAAACAGACGCCCUAUGUCAGAGCUUGUCAGACAGUUGGAUAAGCCUAAAGUAGCUACAGCAUGUAAAACUGCUGGCUGUGAUUUCUUCGGAAGUCCGGAGCAAAAUGAUUACUGUUCUGCUUGUUUCAAGAAAAUAAAACAAAGACAGGACCAACAGCAGCUAACUCGCGUGUGACUGCCAAUCUCACUCAGCCAGCCUCAGCUGUUUGUGAAUUCUGAUAACUUAUGGUCAGGUACUCAAGUGUGUGCCCUAGCCCUAGCCUUCUCCAUUAUUUUUGGGUAGUUUAAUACUCAAGUAUGGCUACCAAUCUCACUUAGUUAGCCUUAGCUGUUUGUAAAUGAUGUUAACUUUUGGUCAGGUACUCAAGUCUGUGCUCGAGCCUUCUCCAUUGUUUGUGAGUAGUUUAAUACUCGAGUGUGGUUACCAAUCUCACUUGGUCAGCCCUAGCUGUUUGUCAGUCCUGUAACCUGAUAUUCUAGACUGUGUUCCUUUGUGAAGUGCUUACUAUCUUUUACUUAAUGAUUUAUUUAUUUUGUGAUAUUUACAUGUAGCAUUAUGUAGAUGAUGGUAAAUGAAGAACAGCAACUUUUGUCGUUUGUUCCCCGAAUGAUAUCAGCUAUUGACAGAGGAAUUAGUAUUGGUUUGAAAUUUAGUUUUCCCAUAUUGUUUUUUAAUGGUAUGGUUUAAGUGUAACAAAAUACAAGUAGAUACAGAUAUAUCUGUAUCUACCUGUAUAUAUCCCAUGUUUUAUAACUUCCUAUUUGUGUCACAGCUUUGUUUUUACAGGAUUGAUAUCAUCGGUUGUGUUUUGUAUAUAUGUGUAUUAAAAUGAAAGUAAGCAUUUGCUAUUUAUUGUAUAUUGUUAUUAAAACUGAAUUUCCAAAUAAUUGUCAGAAAGCAUUUACAUUUUUCAAAGAUACUAAAUGCCCACCAAAAUUACUAACCAAAUAAAGUUUACAAUUUUCUAGUGCGCAGGUAAAAGACUAAGUGUUUUUUAAAUACGGUAUAUACAUUCCAUUGCAGAAAUUUGUUUUUGAAUAGAUUUCUGCUUUUUGAACCUUUAACAACGAAAAUUGAUCAUUUUUUUUUAUGAAAAGUGAAGUAAUAAUCUUUAUUGUGUUUGUUGAUUUAGGGUAAGACUGGUGUUAGAGGGAUAAUAGAAAUACUUGCAAGUGUAUUUAAUGGGGUAGACAUUUUUUUUACUUAUACAUGUUCACAUAUUAUAUAAGGGUAAUACCUAGUCAAUUUAUUUAGUAAACCAAUGAGAAACACCUGAUAACAGUAGCUUUUUAGGGUUUUUUCUAUGUAUUCAACUACCUGUUAUGUGUGGUAUAUAUCUGACAGUGUGUAGAUUUCUGGUAUAGUUUGGAUUGACCUUGUGGAAUUUAACAACUUGGUGUCUGUUCUUACUUUGAAAGCAAACAAAGAUUUGAGACAAGUAAGGCUUUUAUAGUUUUUUGCUAAACCAUGUCUCUAGUUAACUUUAUUUAAUUACGUACGUAGCUGCAAUAUUGUUCUAUAGAAACAAACAUUUUCUUACGGUUUUAAUAGCUUAAAUCUGUGGUGAAAUUGUAUCAUUCCGAUGAUGUAAACACAUUGUCAAGUACAGGUUUGUGCAAUGUAGAUUGUAAUAUGAAAGGAAGCUAGUCUCUUGUAAAGUAUUUCAUAUUUCAGAUGCUUUCUUUAAUUGUAAAGCUUUACACAGUUUGGCCAGAUGUUUAUGAUUUUCUUGUAUCUGUAAAUGCACUUGUUUUAUAUAUUAUGUUGCAUUUCAAUGUUUUAAUUCUGUUAUUAAGCUUUCAUAUUUACAUUUAUAUUUUGAAACCAAAAUUUUUCAUUAUAUAUUUAAUUUAUUUUCUUUGAUAUUCCUGCAUCUUUUGCAUUCCAUAGAAAAUAACAAGCUAGUCUCUACACUUAUUAGACAGUGGGAAAGCUGAAUUUCUUUGAGAGAUAAAUACCUCAGUAUAAAAUUUCACUCAUGUAUCGGUAGUUAUAGAAGUAAUUAAGUAAGAUUGUACCAUUACAGUCCCUUAAAUUGAUAAAUGUGAGCAUGUUGCUUUCUAUUGCUUGUACAUUCUUAAGGUA